AAUUUCUUGAGGUUGGCAAAAAGCAACCUGCCCUGGAUGUUCUUUAUGAUGUUAUGAAAAGUAAGAAACACAGAACAUGGCAAAAGAUACAUGAGCCGAUUAUGUUGAAAUACUUGGAACUGUGUGUGGAUCUUCGUAAGAGCCACUUGGCUAAGGAAGGUUUAUAUCAAUAUAAGAACAUUUGUCAGCAGGUAAACAUUAAAUCUUUAGAAGAUGUUGUUAGGGCAUACUUGAAAUUAGCAGAGGAAAAAACUGAAGCUGCUAAAGAAGAAUCCCAACAAAUGGUGUUAGAUAUAGAAGAUCUAGAUAAUAUUCAGACGCCUGAGAGUGUUCUCCUAAGUGCAGUAAGUGGGGAAGACACUCAGGAUCGUACUGACAGAUUGCUACUGACUCCCUGGGUCAAGUUCCUAUGGGAAUCAUACAGGCAGUGUUUGGACCUUCUUCGAAACAAUUCUAGAGUAGAGCGCCUUUACCAUGAUAUCGCCCAGCAAGCUUUCAAAUUCUGCCUCCAGUAUACUCGAAAGGCUGAGUUCCGCAAGCUCUGUGACAACUUGCGAAUGCAUUUAUCUCAGAUUCAGCGCCACCAUAACCAAAGCACAGCAAUUAAUCUUAAUAAUCCAGAGAGCCAGUCCAUGCAUUUGGAGACCAGACUUGUUCAGUUGGACAGUGCUAUCAGCAUGGAACUAUGGCAGGAAGCCUUCAAAGCUGUGGAAGAUAUUCAUGGGCUGUUUUCCUUGUCUAAAAAACCACCUAAGCCUCAGCUGAUGGCAAAUUACUAUAACAAAGUCUCAACAGUGUUUUGGAAAUCUGGAAAUGCUCUGUUUCAUGCAUCUACACUUCAUCGUCUUUAUCAUCUGUCUAGGGAAAUGAGAAAGAAUCUUACACAAGAUGAGAUGCAAAGAAUGUCCACUAGAGUCCUUUUGGCGACUCUUUCCAUACCUAUUACUCCUGAGCGAACAGACAUUGCUCGGCUCUUAGACAUGGAUGGUAUUAUAGUUGAGAAGCAGCGACGCCUUGCAACACUGCUAGGUCUUCAAGCCCCACCCACACGAAUCGGCCUUAUUAAUGAUAUGGUCAGAUUCAAUGUGCUGCAGUAUGUUGUCCCAGAAGUGAAAGACCUUUACAACUGGCUGGAAGUAGAAUUCAACCCUCUAAAACUCUGUGAGAGAGUCACAAAGGUAUUAAAUUGGGUUAGAGAACAACCUGAAAAGGAACCAGAAUUGCAACAAUAUGUACCACAGCUACAGAACAAUACCAUACUCCGCCUUCUGCAACAGGUGGCACAGAUUUAUCAGAGCAUUGAAUUUUCUCGUUUGACUUCUCUGGUUCCUUUUGUUGAUGCUUUCCAACUGGAACGGGCCAUAGUAGAUGCAGCCAGGCACUGUGACCUGCAGGUUCGUAUUGAUCAUACUUCUCGGACUCUGAGUUUUGGAUCAGACUUGAAUUAUGCAACUCGAGAAGAUGCCCCAAUUGGUCCUCAUCUGCAAAGCAUGCCAUCAGAACAAAUAAGAAAUCAACUCACAGCUAUGUCCUCAGUACUUGCAAAAGCACUUGAAGUCAUCAAGCCUGCUCACAUUCUGCAAGAGAAAGAAGAACAGCAUCAGUUGGCAGUUACUGCAUAUCUUAAAAAUUCACGAAAAGAACAUCAGCGGAUUCUGGCUCGUCGACAGACAAUUGAGGAAAGGAAAGAGCGUCUUGAGAGUCUGAAUAUCCAGCGUGAGAAAGAAGAACUGGAGCAGAGGGAAGCGGAGCUUCAGAAAGUACGGAAAGCUGAAGAAGAGAGGCUGCGCCAGGAGGCAAAAGAGCGAGAGAAGGAACGGAUCCUUCAGGAACACGAGCAAAUCAAAAAGAAGACUGUUCGGGAGCGGUUAGAGCAGAUCAAGAAGACAGAACUGGGUGCCAAAGCAUUUAAAGAUAUCGACAUUGAAGACCUUGAAGAACUCGAUCCAGAUUUCAUCAUGGCCAAACAGGUUGAACAACUGGAAAAAGAAAAGAAGGAACUUCAGGAACGCCUGAAGAAUCAAGAAAAGAAGAUUGACUAUUUUGAAAGAGCUAAGCGUUUGGAGGAAAUUCCUUUGAUAAAGAGUGCUUACGAGGAACAAAGGAUUAAAGACAUGGACCUGUGGGAACAACAAGAAGAAGAAAGAAUUACCACAAUGCAGCUAGAGCGAGAAAAGGCUCUCGAACAUAAGAAUCGUAUGUCACGAAUGUUGGAAGAUAGAGAUCUAUUUGUGAUGCGACUCAAAGCUGCCCGGCAGUCUGUCUAUGAGGAAAAACUGAAACAGUUUGAAGAGCGGUUAGCAGAAGAAAGGCAUAAUCGCCUGGAAGAACGCAAAAGGCAGCGAAAAGAAGAACGUAAAAUAACUUACUACAGAGAAAAGGAAGAGGAAGAGCAGAGGAGAGCAGAAGAACAGAUGCUAAAAGAGCGAGAAGAAAGAGAGCGUGCUGAGAGAGCAAAACGGGAGGAGGAACUCAGAGAAUAUCAGGAGAGAGUCAAGAAACUGGAAGAAGUAGAAAGGAAAAAACGGCAGAGGGAGCUAGAAAUUGAAGAAAGAGAACGGCGCAGAGAGGAAGAGAGGAGGCUUGGUGAUGACCCACUUUCUAGGAAGGACUCUCGGUGGGGAGACAGAGAUUCAGAAGGUACAUGGAGGAAAGGGCCAGAAGCUGACUCUGAGUGGAGGAGAGGCCCGCCAGAGAAGGAGUGGAGACGAGGAGAGACUCGGGAUGAUGAGAGACCUCACAGGAGAGAUGAAGACCGCCUGAGACGCUUGGGGGAUGAUGAAGAGAGAGAAUCUUCUCUUAGACCAGAUGAUGAUCGAAUCCCCAGGCGUGGCCUGGAUGAUGACAGAGGGCCUAGGCGUGGUCCCGAUGAAGAUAGAUUUUCUCGUAGAGGAACAGAUGAUGACCGUCCAUCCUGGCGUAAUGCAGAUGACGAAGAUGAUAGGGGAAGCUGGUGUCACACAGAUGAUGACAGACCACCCAGACGGGGACUGGAUGAUGACAGAGGAUGCUGGCGUACAGCAGAUGAGGACAGAGGACCUAGACGUGGGAUGGAUGAGGAGCGGGGGCCGAGAUGAGGAGGUGCUGAUGAUGAACGGCCAUCCUCGCAUAAUGCUGAUGAUGGCCGGGGUUCCAGGAGGUGCAUGGAUGAUGUGGGUCCCAGGCGAGGGUUGGAUGAUGACCGAGGACCUUGGAGGAAUGCUGAUGAUGAUAGAAUUCCCAGGAUAGGUGCAGAUGAUGACCGGGGGCCUUGGAGAAAUAUGGAUGAUGAUAGGAUUCCCAGGCGAGGUGAUGAUGCAAGACCUGGCCCUUGGAGACCAUUCGUCAAGCCAGGUGGAUGGAGAGAGAAAGAAAAGGCUAGAGAAGAGAGUUGGGGUCCACCUCGAGAAUCAAGACCAUCAGAAGAACGUGACUGGGAUAGAGACAAAGAGAGGGAUAGAGACAGUCAAGAUCGAGAGGAGGACAAGGACCCUGAAAGAGACAGGGACCGAGACAGAGAUGGGGACCGGGAGGAUCGCUUCAGAAGACCCAGGGAUGAAGGUGGCUGGAGAAGAGGACCAGCAGAAGAAUCUUCAAGCUGGAGAGAUUCAAGUCGCCGUGAUGAUAGAGACAGGGAUGACCGACGUCGGGAAAGAGAUGAUCGACGUGAUCUGAGAGACCUGAGAGAAAGAAGGGAUUUAAGAGAUGAUAGAGACCGGAGAGGACCUCCCCUCAGAUCAGAGCGAGAAGAAGCAAGCUCUUGGAGACGAGCUGAUGACAGGAAAGAUGACCGGACUGAAGAUCGGGAUUUACCUCGUCGUGUUCCUCCCCCAGUUCUUUCAAGAGAGAGAGAGAGAGAACGAGAAGGUGAGAAAGAGAAAUCGUCCUGGAGAGCAGAGAAAGAUAGGGAGUCCCUUCGUCGUACUAAGAAUGAAACUGAUGAAGAUGGAUGGACCACAGUACGACGUUGAGUCCCAACAAUGAUGGAGUCAAACUUGUGUCUACAUAGGUUUGAUCACAUUCAAGGAUUAUUAUACUUGUGCUUCACCCAGUCUAAAUUGAAUUCUUUAAUGUUGUCUCACCAUAACACAAAAAGCAUGAACUUGUAUUAAUCAUAUAUAAUAGAUUGAUCAUGCACUGUAUUCACAGGAGGUUGAAAAACCAUUCCAUUUUCUGGAAUUUAAGGUGUUGCAUUAUUUCAUCAAUCAUUUGUUUAAAAAAAAACCUAAAAAAUAAAAAUGAACCCUUCAGGUGUUAACACCUAUAUCUUGGUAUACAAUUGAUCUUUUUGUUUUGUUUUGUUUCUAAAAUAUCAGAUAUUAAUUUGAAGGUAAGGUUCUGUUAAAAUAUUUGAAAACCCUUUAAGCCAAUGGGUCUGACAGCUUUCCCAUCAUUAGUGGGAACAUACCUUCUUAGGUAUUUACUAUUAACUACAUUUAGGCAGUUUUAUAGCUUCUGACCAGUGUAGUAGACAUUGCAAACACUGGUUGCAAUGGGGUUUUCUGUAGAGAGAGGUGAGUAUAAAGCAUUUUGUAGUCAUCAUGACAACACUGCUCAAGAGCAUAUCCAGAGCAGUACAGCUCUGGAUUCCUAGAGCAUUUGGUAAACUGUUGCUGUUUCUUUUUUUCUGUUGCCAAAAGAAAACUGCUUUCCACUAAUUCAUGCCUUUCAAGCCUUUUAAAUAUGACAAUAUUUAUAAAUGUGUGGUUUGGAGGAAUUGUUUAAAUUCUUUUUCCUAAUUUUCUUUCUUCAGGAUAGAUUAUUUCAACAAGUAAUUUGUAGUGAUGACUGUGUUGACUUCAAUUUUGGAGUGUAGUAGCUGUGUUAAAGAGUAACCAUUUGGUUUUAUUGAAGCCAACACAGAACUUGCUGCUGUGUUUUUUCUUCAGUGAUAAAUAAAAUACUUGCAUAAUUGGC
Cricetulus griseus (Chinese hamster) is the source of this 4896-nucleotide messenger RNA. Lineage: Eukaryota; Metazoa; Chordata; Mammalia; Rodentia; Cricetidae. The record is from RefSeq and is a predicted model, not a curated record.